AUGGAUGCUGCGGGAAGGGGCUGCCAUUUGCCGCCCCUGCCAGCGGAGCGCGGACCUGCUCGCUCUCUCGCAGCGGCGGCCGCUGCCAGCGCGGUCCGCCGGCCCGGCCUCUGCAGCGGAGCCGCCUCGCCUCCCUCCGCGGCGGCCGGAGCGGGCGCCAUGAACCCCAGCUCCCCGGCGGGAGAGGAGCAGGGGGCGACGGGCGGCAGCGGCGGCGGCGGAAGCGGCGCCGGGAGCCGCUGCCUGGGCGCCGAGGGCGGCGCGGACCCGCGGGGCGCGGGCGCGGCGGCGGGGGCCGCUGCCCUGGAGGAGCCCGCGGCCGCGGGCGCGAAGGAGCAGGACGAGGCGCUGGAGGAGAAGCUGAGGAACUUAACUUUCCGGAAGCAGGUCUCUUACAGGAAAGCAAUCUCUCGGGCAGGCCUGCAGCACCUGACUCCUGCUCAUCCCCUCGGUCUUCCUGUGGCAAAUGGUCCAGCGAAGGAGCCCAGAGCAACUCUGGACUGGAGUGAGAAUGCUGUGAACGGAGAGCACCUGUGGCUGGAGACCAACGUCUCAGGAGACCUGUGCUACCUGGGCGAGGAGAACUGCCAAGUCCGAUUUGCAAAAUCUGCCCUCAGGAGGAAGUGUGCAGUCUGUAAAAUCGUGGUCCACACCGCCUGCAUUGAACAGCUAGAAAAGAUUAAUUUCAGAUGUAAACCAACAUUUCGAGAAGGGGGCUCCAGAUCACCAAGAGAAAAUUUCGUGCGUCAUCACUGGGUGCACAGGCGUCGGCAGGAGGGAAAGUGUAAGCAGUGUGGUAAGGGCUUUCAGCAGAAAUUCUCCUUCCACAGUAAAGAGAUUGUGGCUAUCAGCUGUUCCUGGUGCAAGCAGGCGUUUCACAAUAAGGUGACCUGCUUUAUGCUGCAUCAAAUUGAGGAACCCUGCUCCCUGGGGGCUCAUGCUGCUGUUAUUGUCCCGCCCACCUGGAUCAUUAAGGUGAAGAAACCUCAGAACUCGCUGAAGGCUUCCAAUCGUAAGAAGAAGAGAACGAGCUUUAAAAGAAAAGCCAGUAAAAGAGGGACUGAACAGGAAAACAAAGGUCGUCCUUUUGUGAUAAAACCUAUCUCUUCUCCUCUCAUGAAACCCUUGCUUGUGUUUGUGAACCCCAAGAGUGGAGGCAACCAGGGAACCAAAGUCCUGCAGAUGUUCAUGUGGUACCUGAAUCCACGGCAAGUCUUUGAUCUUUCUCAGGAAGGGCCGAAAGAUGCGCUUGAGUUGUAUAGAAAAGUACCAAAUCUGCGAAUUCUGGCCUGUGGUGGGGAUGGAACGGUUGGCUGGAUCCUUUCUAUUCUGGAUGAACUGCAGCUGAGCCCUCAGCCUCCGGUUGGAGUCCUUCCUCUGGGGACUGGGAACGACCUGGCUCGGACUCUCAACUGGGGAGGGGGCUACACUGAUGAACCUGUUUCCAAAAUCCUCUGUCAAGUAGAAGAUGGGACAAUUGUACAGCUAGAUCGCUGGAACCUCCAUGUGGAAAGAAACCCAGACUUGCCUCCAGAAGAGCUUGAAGAUGGCGUGUGUAAGCUUCCUCUGAAUGUUUUCAAUAAUUACUUCAGCCUUGGAUUUGAUGCCCACGUCACACUGGAGUUCCAUGAAUCCCGAGAAGCAAAUCCAGAGAAAUUCAACAGUCGUUUUCGAAAUAAAAUGUUCUAUGCAGGGGCAGCGUUUUCUGAUUUCCUACAGAGAAGCUCUAGAGAUCUAUCCAAACACGUUAAAGUUGUUUGUGAUGGAACAGAUCUCACCCCAAAGAUUCAGGAACUGAAGUUCCAGUGUAUAGUAUUUUUAAAUAUACCCAGAUAUUGUGCUGGCACAAUGCCCUGGGGGAACCCAGGGGAUCACCAUGAUUUUGAACCUCAGCGUCAUGAUGAUGGCUAUAUUGAAGUUAUUGGAUUCACCAUGGCCUCUUUGGCUGCCCUGCAAGUCGGGGGCCACGGGGAAAGGCUGCACCAGUGCCGGGAGGUCAUGCUGCUGACUUACAAAUCCAUCCCCAUGCAAGUGGAUGGGGAGCCCUGCAGGCUGGCCCCCGCUAUGAUUCGGAUCUCCUUGAGGAAUCAGGCCAACAUGGUGCAGAAGAGCAAGAGGAGAACCUCCAUGCCUUUACUCAAUGAUCUUCAUCAGGUGCAAGCUGCGGACCUGCGGAGAGUGUCUGCUCCCCCUGGCUCCUUCACCAUUCCCCAGUCUAUCCCAGACCGCCUGAGGAUCCGCGUGAACAAAAUCAGUUUGCAAGACUAUGAAGGGUUCCACUAUGACAAAGAGAAACUCCGGGAAGCUUCCAUUCCUCUGGGUAUUCUAGUUGUGCGUGGAGACUGUGACUUGGAGACUUGCCGUAUGUACAUAGAUCGCCUACAGGAGGACCUGCAAUCAGUUUCUUCUGGCUCCCACAGAGUUCAUUACCAGGACCAAGAAACCUCCUUCCCCAGGGCACUCUCAGCUCAGAGACUCUCCCCACGGUGGUGCUUUCUAGAUGCAACUUCUGCUGAUCGCUUUUAUCGAAUAGACAGAUCUCAGGAACAUUUGCACUUUGUGAUGGAGAUUUCUCAAGAUGAGGUUUUUAUUCUGGACCCAGACAUGGCAUUGUCACAGCAGGCAGGGACACCGCCAGGAAUGCCUGACCUGGUGGUGGAGCAAGCCUCAGGGAUGUCAGACUGGUGGAAUCCUUCACUACGGAGACGCAUGCUAAGCGACAGCGGUCUGGGAAUGAUAACUCCGCGUUUCGAGGACUCCGAUAUGAAAGAUCUCAGCCACUCCCAUGCGCUACAGUCACCAGUCUCUUCAGAAGAUCACGCAAUUUUGCAGGCAGUAAUAGCUGGUGAUCUUAUGAAGCUAAUAGAAAGCUAUAAAAAUGGAGGCAGUCUGCUAAUUCAGGGACCAGACCACUGUUCACUCCUUCACCACGCAGCUAAAACCGGCAACGGGGAGAUUGUGAAAUAUAUCCUUGAUCACGGACCUUCCGAGUUAUUGGAUAUGGCAGACAGCGAAACGGGUGAGACUGCACUGCACAAGGCUGCCUGCCAGCGGAACCGGGCCGUGUGCCAGCUUCUGGUGGACGCAGGAGCAUCUCUGAGAAAGACGGACUCCAAGGGUAAGACACCUCAAGACAGAGCUCAGCAGGCUGGGGACCCUGAUUUGGCUGCGUACCUAGAAAGCCGUCAGAACUAUAAGAUCAUUGGCCAUGAGGACCUGGAAACUACUGUUUGA
Molecule: messenger RNA, 3234 nt
Organism: Eptesicus fuscus (big brown bat)
Lineage: Eukaryota; Metazoa; Chordata; Mammalia; Chiroptera; Vespertilionidae
Gene: DGKI
Product: diacylglycerol kinase iota
Exons: 34
Coding region: 1-3234 (1077 amino acids)
Biological process (GO): intracellular signal transduction; lipid phosphorylation; diacylglycerol metabolic process
Cellular component (GO): nucleus
Molecular function (GO): ATP-dependent diacylglycerol kinase activity; protein binding
Source: RefSeq, a predicted model, not a curated record